Molecule: messenger RNA, 1668 nt
Organism: Closterium sp. Yama58-4
Lineage: Eukaryota; Viridiplantae; Streptophyta; Zygnematophyceae; Desmidiales; Closteriaceae
Source: the annotation of a GenBank genome assembly
AUGUUCGCGGGCAGCAUGCAGAUCGUAGAGCAUUUUCAUGAGAAGCUUCUUCUGCCCGACGAAGAGUUCGCGCUGCUUGAGGCGGCAGUGGCGGCCGCGGAGCGGGAAGCGGCUGCGCGGAAAGCUGCGCGAGCGGGUAGUUCCGCGGAGGUAGUGGCGGAACACCCGCGGGUGGACAGGGGGGAAUCCGCGCACGCGCGGAACGAUGCGCGCCGGUGCGGGGGGCGGAGCGAGUUUGCGGGAAGCAGCGCGGCGGCAGCGUCGCCUCAAAAGUCGCUUCUUGCUUGGAUGCGACCCGAGGCGCUUUUUGAGGCACCUUUUCAGGCUCCGAAAGUGGCGGAGCCUGCAACAAGUAGGUCUCUAUUUCCGGACAUUGAGGACGUGGCGAAGCGCGAUGCGCUUUCGGCGGAGUGUACACGUGGCGUUGCUGCAGGCGCUGAUGGUUGUGCGGGGGAGCGCGAGGCAGGAACGGAGGCUCGGGGAUUGAGUACAGAGGCUCGGGGAACAGGUUCAGAGGAGAGGGGGACGCAAUCAGAGGCACGGGAAGCCAGAGAAGGGGCGCUGGAGGUUCGGGCAAGGCACGUGGCACGGCGGCCAUUGGAUUGCAAGCACAAUCAACGGCUGUCCGUUACCGAUAUCACAGACGCGGAGUGGUGUGAGCAGCGGGUCGUGUUUUCUCUCUCCCGCGGCAAACCUUUGCCAACAGCAGCAAUGAGGGCGGGCGCGGAGAGGCAUGCAGCAUUGGAGAGGGAGGUGGUGGAAGCAGUGGAGGUGGCGGUGGAAACCAGGGAGGACGCGUGGGCGCUCAGACUGCUGGGGGCCGCUGCAAGAGUGCUCGCUCUGGGGGAGGCCUUGAGGGGGACGAUGGGGGGAGGGUCAGGGACGGGCUUUGAACGCUCAAUGGGAUAUGGUUCCGAUUCACAGGCGAUCAACUCUCAGUCAUCCACUGAGUCCAAUGAGUCCGAUGUGCCCAUGCUGCCUGCACCGCAACCUCACUCCACUAGACGCCCUGGCAGGGAUGGGGGCAACAAGGGAGGCGCGGAGGGAUGUGGUGGGGGAUGCGGGGAGGGUGGCGGCGAGGGAGGAGCAGGGGGAGGAGUGGGGGAGGGCGGGUCUGGGUGGCGUGUGAUGGUGGUGGAUACCAAGACUCGCGUGCGCCCCCGACCCCCCAGGACAGCACAGAGCAGAAACAGCAGGUUGCAGCUCAUGUGCUACAGCGCGCUGCUGAGCAGCAUGAUUCAGCAUGGCGUGCCUCAGGAGCCCUUCUUCUCCUGCUUCCGCCUCCACCCCCAUACCGCGCUCUCCCCGCAAGUGCUCGAGCAUGCUGCAGAGGUUUUUCCGCGGAGAAAGAUCGCAUGUCUAGCUGACGUCACGAGUGCGGUUUCUCACGCCUUCCAGUCGCUGCAGCCGCUGCACUCGACCCUGCUAUUACGGUAUGAAUGGCAGGCCGAUGGCUCACUCAUUUGUGAGGAUCGUUUCGCCUACGAUCCCCACUGGCUGCAAGCUAGCAUCGCCACGAGCCUCGAGUUCUGGCUCGGGCGCCGCCGCCCCUUCUUCGUGCCUCGUGAAGAGGCUUGGAAAUGCUCUUGGUGCUCGUUUGCGCCAGUGUGCCGCCCGGAUUUGAGGUGGAAAGGGCAAGCAGGGCAAGGGGGCAUGCCUCAGACCUGA